Molecule: messenger RNA, 1104 nt
Organism: Durusdinium trenchii
Lineage: Eukaryota; Dinophyceae; Suessiales; Symbiodiniaceae
Source: the annotation of a GenBank genome assembly
AUGGCGACGAGCGAUUCGGAGGAGAAACAGCUUCUGCAGUCCAGAGAGGCGACAGUCUCAGCGGCAGAAGAUUCAUGCAAUUGGGCAGUGAUUCUGGGAACGCUUCUGGCAAUAGGUGCGCUGGUGAGUUUGUUUGUGGUGAUCUUCAGUGCAUUUGUGACCCUUUGGUUGUGGCCAAUCUUGGGGGUUCUUCUCCUCGUUGGUCAUGGCCUACUUCUUUUUGCCGUUGCUGACUCACAAACAAGACUCGCAACGCCGGCAAAGCUCUCUGCCGCAGCGCUCUUCCUUGAAGUCUUGUGCUAUGUCUUCUUGGUGCCGACCUACCUCUUUCGUUCCUUCAUUGUACCCUGGUGGUGGUGGAAUGCUUCAGUGAUCCUGUUCGUUCUGCCAUCAUUGAUCUUGCUAUGGGUGACCAUUUGCCAGUCCCUGUGUGGCACAACCGUGGAGAAGUGCUCGGCAGGGGGUCUCAUGGUGAUCUCCCUGGUCAUCCUUCUAGUUGGAGUGCUGCUUCUUGUUGCAGGGAACUUCUCUCCCACCUGGCUCUUGAUGACACUGCCGUCAUCGCGAUUGGUGGAAGAGAUCCAAACAAUUCGUAAUUAUGUGCAAAUGUCCAGUGCUAAAUUGGAUGUGACGGUGGGAUAUGAGAUUUGUGACAUGGCCACCUCCGAGUGUAGCAUGAAGAAGUUCGUCGGUUGGACUGUGGUGAAACCAGGUGGAGCUACUGCUUGCCUAGAUGGAGACUUUGAAUUCGUAGUCUAUCCUGGUGAUCCUGGCAGACUCCUUUUCCAUUUGCAUGGUGGAGGCGCUUGCUGGAACUGGAUGACCUUCCUCCUGGGCAAGUGCACCAAGAAGUCCCCCAUGAAGCCGACGGGCAUCUUCAACGUGACCAACCCAAAUAACCCCUUCUACAACUGGACCUUGGUUGAUGUGCCGUACUGCUCAGGGGACGUGUUUAGCGGUGCGACGGAGAACUUCUGGAUCAUGCCACAGCAAACGGCCAGUGCUUGGAAGUCUCAGGCAGGAUACGCCAACGUGAACUCGGUUCUGGACUGGGUCAAGGUCCAGUUUGCUGGAGCUGUGCCAGCCUUGAGGACUCUGUCCUAG